This is a messenger RNA of Anastrepha obliqua, 1855 nucleotides long. RefSeq lists its product as uncharacterized. Lineage: Eukaryota; Metazoa; Arthropoda; Insecta; Diptera; Tephritidae. Bases 186 to 1187 code for a protein of 333 amino acids. Gene Ontology annotation, molecular function: lysozyme activity. The record is from RefSeq and is a predicted model, not a curated record. The transcript is spliced from 3 exons.
GACAGCAUCAAGUGUCAGCACUCAACUCACGUCAGAGCUGAUCAACAGUAGCUUGUGCGCAACGUUUUAAAACGGAUCGAAAGAGCAAGCAAAUUGCUUCGAACGCAUAGUUUUUCAUUUUCAAAGACUUCAUCGAAUUCAAAAAGUAUUUACGCGAAAGACCCGGUAAAUUUGUCGCUGCAUCCAUGCGCACUGUACACGAAAGUGCAUUCAAACCAAAAUUAUCUGCAGAAACGAAGUUCAUAGUGGAUAUUCGACCUGCCAACCACAAUGCAGCGGCGCUCAACAGCGUCAAUGCCGCCGCUAAUAAUAACAUGAACUCUAACCCAUUAGAGGUGAUUGCUACGAAUGGCGGCGGUCACAAUGAUCUGGUUGUUGAUGCCGCUGCUGGAGUGCAUCGUCGCCUUAGCGGCAAUGGCGGCGGGAAUGGCAGCUCCCGCAAUUCCAAGGCGGAAGUGAAUUGGCAUCGCGUUUUCAUCGUUUCAUCGCUGUUUGUGUCGCUAUUGCUGAUUAGCGGUUCCAUUUAUUUGCAUUUGCGACAGAAACAUCAUCUUGGUAGACUUCAUCACGACCAGCAUAGCCCAGCAGCCGGCUCGGUUGCAACAACACCUACGACAAUCGACGCCCACUCUUCGGCAUCCGUACCGGCAUCAUCAGGAGUUCCUUCAGCUGCUGCAGCAACAUCCGGCAACUCUUUCACAACUUCCUCUGUCACAGCGGCUAAGGCUACAAUGACAUCAAUGGAUUUACAACCAAAAUGGAAUGCAUUACCUGAUAUGGAUAGUCGUUCGCGACACAUAACCGAAGCUUGUAUGCAAUGCAUCUGCGAGACUACAACCGAAUGCCGCCCAGCUACAUGUGGCAAUGAUGUGGACUGUGGCGUUUUUCGCAUAUCACGCCCCUACUGGUUGGAUGCUGGUAAGCCAGCACUUGAGGGCGAUGAGCACAACAACAGCAAUACGACCAAAACUUACUACCACUGUGUCAACAACAUUUACUGCGCGACCCGCGCUGUCGCUGCCUACAUCAGCAAAUAUGCGCGCGAUUGCAAUGGGGACGGCAUAAUCGAGUGCCGCGAUCAUAUUGCACUCCAUCUGCUUGGCCCCAGAGGUUGUGCGCAGACCGAGUGGAACUUAUCGCCCGUAUUCGUGCGUCGUAUGGAGGAUUGUUUGGCGGAAUUAAAGUGAAGGGAGAGGCCGAAAGUGUGAAUGGGCCGGGUCAGUGCUUGAACAAAGAAUUAAUACUCAGUAAAAAAGUCGAUUUUACUCGAAUGUAGGUAGCAGUUUCAGACACGAAAAUAUUGGCGCAGUUGAGGUGCAAAUCUUUUUGCUGGAGUCGGCAACAAUGCAUGCAAUUGUGUUGUAUACGAUAUAUGUUUGUAGUUGUAGUUGUACAUAUUGUACAUGUUUAUAUAAUAUGUUUAUAAGUAACUAUAGGCUAUUUUUAAUCUGUACUAUACUCACAAUUUUUGUGGAAAAUUGCGCUGAAGUGCGCAUGUGUGUGUGUGAAUGGUUGUGUUAUUGAAUGAUUGAACACAUUUGCUUGUGUGUAUGUGUGUGUGAAAAUAUUCAAAGUCGAAAUUGAAUAGGAAGUGUUUACCACAGCCGGAAGGGUACUCUAAUAGGCAUGCAUAACAACAACAGCAAGAAAUGGUAUAUCACGAACGUACGAAAUGUAAAACGAAUUGAAGCGGAAAAUGAGGAGCUUCUGCUAUCAAGCAAUGUUUUGAUUUUUUAACAUUUAAGUUAAAUAUAUUUUUAUGUAUGUAUAUAUGUAAGAGAAAUAUGAAUUUAAUUUUACUUUUUCGGUUUUAAAUUUAUUAAAUAUUGGAGGUUUGUGGGAGACUAAAGACCAA